Messenger RNA from Bipolaris victoriae FI3, 1263 nucleotides. RefSeq lists its product as hypothetical. The coding region runs from base 1 to 1263 and encodes 420 amino acids. Gene Ontology annotation, molecular function: transmembrane transporter activity. The record is from RefSeq and is a predicted model, not a curated record. NCBI's taxonomy places the organism in Eukaryota, Fungi, Ascomycota, Dothideomycetes, Pleosporales, Pleosporaceae. Gene Ontology annotation, biological process: transmembrane transport. The transcript is spliced from 2 exons.
AUGCAAGCAGGAUACGCAACGGGACUACUAUUCCUAUGUCCGUUGGGGGACUUGCUUCCAAGAAGACCUUUUGUAUGCGGUUUAGUAGCAUUCACAGCAGCAUUGUGGUUGAUACUCUGCUUAACAAACGACCUGGGAACCUUCACCGCAAUAUCCUUCAUCGUAGCCAUCACAACCGUAACCCCUCAACUCAUGCUCCCUCUAGUCGGCGACCUCGCGCCGCCCUCCCGCCGCGCUGCUGCCCUCUCAAUCGUCGUAUCUGGCCUGAUGCUCGGCGUGCUCGUCGCCCGUGUACUCUCCGGUACCAUAUCUAAUUACACGACCUGGCGCGCAGUCUACUGGAUGGCACUUGCCCUGCAAUACACGAUCUUCGUCUUGCUCUGGCUCUUCAUGCCAGAUUAUCCUGCUACAAAUCGCGGCAUGAACUACUUUCGCAUCCUAUUCGACAUUGUAAAGAUGCCACGCAAGCACCCAGUCCUCGUGCAAGCUUGUCUCACAGGCCUCUUUACCAGCGCACCCUUUACAUCCUUCUGGACAACGCUAACAUUCCUACUCGCCGGCAAACCAUUCCACUACUCCUCCCUUACAAUUGGUCUCUUCGGCCUCAUCGGUAUAGCCGGCAUGCUCAUCUCCCCCAUCUACGCCCGCACAGUCACCGAUCGCUUCGUCCCGCACUUUUCCGUCUUCUUCGGUCUCUCGUGCUCGCUCGUCGGCGUGUGCCUCGGCACAUAUAUCGGCACAUUUACCGUUGCCGGCCCCGUGCUGCAAGCUCUCCUCAUGGAUUUCGGGAAUCAGACCGCGCAGAUUGCGAAUCGCUCCGCGAUCUACAGCGUUGAGCCGAAGCGCCGGAAUGGCGUUAAUACGGCGUUCAUGGUUGCCACGUUUUGUGGGCAGCUAAUCGGGACUGCCGCGGGGAACCACGUCUAUGCGGCUACGGGAUGGAUCGGGAGCGGGAGUUUGAGCGUUGGGUUUGUGUGCCUUGCUCUAUGCGUUAUGUUGGCUAAGGGGCCGUACGAAGACGGGUGGGUGGGGUGGAGUGGCGGGUGGAGUAUGAGGAAGAAGGAUAGGGAUAGUGCGGAUGGGAAGACGAAGGAUAAGGCGUUGCAUGGGCCUGUGGAAGCAGUGGACGACAAAACAGGCGCAAAUGAAAAGGUAAUGGAUGAGCUUACUGCUGAGGAAGGGAGGGGGGGAAAUACUACAUCAGAAGCGGGUGUGAGUACAGAGGACGAGGAGAUACAUUCGGCGAGAAAGGAAGAAGUGUAG